Molecule: messenger RNA, 990 nt
Organism: Hyphopichia burtonii NRRL Y-1933
Lineage: Eukaryota; Fungi; Ascomycota; Pichiomycetes; Serinales; Debaryomycetaceae
Gene: CSP37
Product: Csp37p
Exons: 1
Coding region: 1-990 (329 amino acids)
Source: RefSeq, a predicted model, not a curated record
AUGCCAAAACCAACUCAAAUUAUCGCUCUAGGUGCAAUUGCUGCCGGUGGUGCUUACUACUACGACCAAAACGUCCAGCCAAUUUGGUCCAACCACAAGGUUCCUCCAAUUGAAGAUGACAAGAAGCAACCUUUUGACUUGAAAAAAAUCGAUUCCAAAACAAAGGAAUUGGGGAAUAAAUUAACCAAUCGUUUUGAAGAACAAAAGAAGGAAAUUGAAUCCAAAACGAGAAACUCGUCUUUAUUCAAUCAAGUCAAGGAAGAACCAAAAGACAAUCGUACUUUGCCAAUCAAACUUGCUGAUAAAUACAUCGACGUGAUUAAUUCCUUUGGUGAGUCAACCACGGCCAAAACCACGGAAUUGAACCAGGAUUCUAAAAAUUUGAAGUCCAAGGUGGAGGACGAAUCCAAAUCUUGGUUCAACUGGUUUGACUCUAAAAAGAAGGAUGAACAGGCUAACUUAGAAGCCUCCAAAGAACAUUGGUUUGACUGGGGGGCCUCCAAACAAGACCAAUUGACUAGUCAGGCCGAAGAAGAAAAGAAGAAUUGGUUAAACUGGGGGUCCGCCAAAAAGGAUGAAGUUAAUGACCAACUAAACGACGUUAAGGAUUGGAAUAAAUCAAAAUUACAAGAAGCUGAUGAAACUAGAUUAAAAUACCAACAACAAGUCAAGGACGAAUACGACGUUCAAUCUAAAAAAUUCAACGACACCUUAAGUAAGGAGAAGAAGGCCGCCAUUGACCAAUAUAACUCGGCUAAACACAACUUGGAGGACUUGACCAGCAAGCUCUCUUCAAAGACAUCCUCGUUAUUUGGAUCUAAAGAAGAAGCUUCCGAAAAGGAAAAAGCUAACGCUCAUCUCAACCAAGCUAAAAAGGAUUUUGAAGACUCUUUAAAUAAUUUGAAAAAAUUUGGGGAUGACUUUGUUAAACAUAUUGACCAAAACUAUUACGUUCCAUUGAAAAAAGAUGUUCAUAAUUUAGAUAAAUAA